AGCAGUAGGUGUGGCAGCCAAGGCGCCUGGAGAGGUGUGAGCGGGUGGCGUCUCCACAGGGGGCGCCCGUCGCCAGGGGCGUGGCCUUGUGAAGCCCCUCCCCCGUCUCUGGUGACCGGGCUGGCAGGCGGUUCUCAGUGGCGGCGCCGACAUGGCUGCGCUGGUGGAGCCGCUGGGGCUGGAGCGCGAUGUGUCUCGGGCGGUGGAGCUCCUGGAGCGGCUCCAGCGCAGCGGGGAGCUGCCCCCGCAGAAGCUGCAGGCCCUCCAGCGUGUCCUGCAGAGCCGCUUCUGCUCUGCCAUCCGGGAGGAGGGGACUGGCGGCUCCAUGAUGCUGCUGCGUCCUCACCAGGUGUACGAGCAGCUCUAUGACACGCUGGACAUCACUGGCAGUGCCGAGAUCCGGGCCCACGCCACAGCCAAGGCCACAGUUGCCGCCUUCACAGCCAGUGAGGGUCACGCACACCCCAGGGUAGUGGAGCUGCCCAAGACAGACGAGGGCCUGGGCUUCAACAUUAUGGGGGGCAAGGAGCAGAACUCGCCCAUCUACAUCUCCCGAGUCAUUCCCGGAGGUGUGGCUGACCGCCACGGAGGCCUCAAGCGUGGGGACCAGCUGCUGUCUGUGAAUGGUGUGAGCGUGGAGGGUGAGCAGCACGAGAAGGCUGUGGAGCUGCUGAAGGCGGCCCAGGGCUCUGUAAAGCUGGUGGUGCGCUACACACCUCGAGUGCUGGAGGAGAUGGAGGCCCGCUUCGAGAAGAUGCGCUCUGCUCGCAGGCGCCAGCAGCACCAGAGCUACUCGUCCUUGGAGUCCAGAGGCUGAAACCACAGAUCUGGACCCUCCUGCUCACCCUGUCUCCUGUACAGUAUUUAUUGUCAACUGCUCCUUAUUUAAAGAUCUUUGAACCUCA
Messenger RNA from Phyllostomus discolor (pale spear-nosed bat), 905 nucleotides. It is a transcript of the gene LIN7B, whose product is annotated as lin-7 homolog B, crumbs cell polarity complex component. Bases 152 to 817 code for a protein of 221 amino acids. Gene Ontology annotation, cellular component: basolateral plasma membrane; synapse; cell-cell junction. The record is from RefSeq and is a predicted model, not a curated record. Gene Ontology annotation, molecular function: L27 domain binding. NCBI's taxonomy places the organism in Eukaryota, Metazoa, Chordata, Mammalia, Chiroptera, Phyllostomidae. The transcript has 6 exons. Gene Ontology annotation, biological process: neurotransmitter secretion; maintenance of epithelial cell apical/basal polarity; protein localization to basolateral plasma membrane.